GGUACGACAACAAAAAUAAAGGAAGACAGCAAAAGUAGCUCAUCAGCCGCACUUUGAUCUCUCCGCCCCUUUCAACCGGAUUCUCUAAGCCCUCUCCUUCUCCCUCGAAAAACUCUAAACAAAAAAAUAAAAUCAUCCUACUAUAUUAUAUCACCAUUUCCCCUCUCCCUCAGAUCUCCCCUCUCUCUCGAAAAACUCUCUCACAUUUCAAAAUGCAAUCCUCGCUCACUCUUUCGCUCUCUCAAUCCGCGACAGCCUCAACCAUUCCCAAAUCAAACUACACACUUAAUCACGCUCUCCGUUUUCCUCCUUCUAAGCUUAUAAAUCUCCGUUUCUGCGGUCUUAGAAGAGAAGCCUUUUUAGGUUCCUCCUCUCUCUCUCGCUCCCAAUCUCUCCAAAAUAAAACUCUCUCUAAGAAAAUUAACAAUGCAAUCUCAGCUUCUUUAUCUGGCAAUGGAAGCGCACCAAAAUCUUUUGAUUAUGAUUUGAUCAUCAUUGGUGCUGGUGUUGGGGGCCAUGGUGCCGCACUUCACGCUGUUGAGAAGGGUUUGAAAACUGCUAUCAUUGAAGGGGAUGUGGUAGGGGGGACAUGUGUGAACAGAGGAUGUGUUCCUUCAAAAGCACUUUUAGCUGUAAGUGGGCGGAUGCGUGAACUACAGAGCGAGCAUCACAUGAAAGCUUUGGGUUUGCAGGUUGCAGCUGCUGGAUAUGAUAGACAAGGAGUGGCAGAUCAUGCUAAUAAUCUUGCUAUGAAAAUUCGUAAUAAUUUAACGAACUCAAUGAAGGCCUUGGGUGUGGAUAUAUUGACCGGUUUUGGCUCGAUUUUGGGCCCACAAACAGUGCGAUAUGGGAAACUUGAUGAUUCUCCAGGCAACACAGUGACUGCUAAAGAUAUAAUCGUUGCUACUGGUUCUGUCCCUUUUGUGCCCAAAGGCAUCGAAGUUGAUGGGAAGACUGUUAUUACAAGUGACCAUGCACUCAAACUGGAGUCUGUUCCUGAUUGGAUCGCAAUUGUAGGAAGUGGUUAUAUUGGUCUGGAAUUCAGUGACGUGUAUACUGCGCUUGGAAGUGAGGUCACCUUUAUUGAAGCCCUCGAUCAGCUCAUGCCUGGAUUUGAUCCUGAGAUUGGAAAGUUGGCACAAAGGGUCCUAAUUAAUCCACGCAAAAUUGACUAUCAUACCGGAGUAUUUGCAACCAAGAUCACUCCAGCUGAAAAUGGGAAACCAGUCACCAUUGAGCUUAUUGAUGCCAGGACCAAGGAACCCAAAGAUACUCUGGAGGUAGAUGCAGCAUUAAUUGCAACUGGAAGAGCUCCUUUCACAAAAGGUCUUGGCUUGGACAAUGUCCAGGUAGCAUUGAAAAAUGGUUUUGUUCCUGUUGAUGAGCGUAUGCAAGUGCUUAAUUUUGAGGGGAAUCCGGUUCCUCACUUGUAUUGCAUUGGUGAUGCUAAUGGUAAAAUGAUGCUUGCUCAUGCAGCCAGUGCACAAGGAAUUUCAGUGGUUGAACAAAUCACUGGAAGGGAUCACGUGCUGAAUCAUCUAAGCAUUCCGGCAGCUUGUUUCACUCAUCCUGAAAUCAGUAUGGUUGGAUUGACAGAGCCUCAGGCAAGGGAGAAAGCUGAAAAGGAGGGUUUUGAAGUAAGUGUCACCAAGACGAGUUUCAAAGCCAACACAAAGGCCUUGGCAGAAAAUGAAGGAGAAGGGAUAGCUAAGUUGAUAUACAGACCUGACAAUGGAGAGAUACUUGGAGUGCAUAUUUUUGGGUUGCACGCUGCAGAUCUCAUCCAUGAAGCAUCCAAUGCAAUAGCUUUGGGCACUCGUAUUCAGGACAUAAAAUUUGCAGUCCAUGCACACCCAACUCUAUCCGAAGUUCUCGAUGAACUUUUCAAAUCAGCAAAGCUGAGGAGAGCACCAUCCACCUUCAACCUAGUGACAGAAGUUCUUAAUUUAUGGGGCAGGUUAAAGCUCAUGUUCCAGGCCCAGUAAGUGAACCAGUUGCUGUUUGAGCACGCAGGCAAAAUUUCGAAGAAAAUUUGCUUGUAUUAGGAGGUAUGAAGGAGCAUGCAUACCCAGGCUAGAGAUAAAUCCACGUAUUUAGUACACUGCCACAAGAAACAUCAUCAAGAGAUCACCUGUUACAGCUUGAAAUCUUUCAGAAGUUGCGCUGUUGUUUUAUUGUCUCAGGUUCAUAUAUUAUUUCCAUUCUGAAAAUGGUUUUGAUUCUAAUCAAUUGAACAGAGACUAUAAUCUACUCCAUUGAAACUCUCAGCUUGCAAGAA
Populus trichocarpa (black cottonwood) is the source of this 2278-nucleotide messenger RNA. Its product is annotated as dihydrolipoyl dehydrogenase 2, chloroplastic. The record is from RefSeq and is a predicted model, not a curated record. NCBI's taxonomy places the organism in Eukaryota, Viridiplantae, Streptophyta, Magnoliopsida, Malpighiales, Salicaceae. Gene Ontology annotation, cellular component: oxoglutarate dehydrogenase complex; mitochondrion. Gene Ontology annotation, molecular function: dihydrolipoyl dehydrogenase (NADH) activity; flavin adenine dinucleotide binding. The transcript has 15 exons. Bases 213 to 1985 code for a protein of 590 amino acids.